GCCCACCUUGACGUAUAACACCGCACACCCGUCGGAAUGGCAUGAAAAGAGUGUAUUCUGAACUAAAGUAAACAGUGGCUAUUUUCAAUACCUACGCCCAGAAGGUCAACGAUGCUGUGAAAUACAGAUUAGAAGAGGUCCUAAAAUGGCUGUCAAAACAACAAUAUGUUUCUUGCGGAGGUCAUGUCCUUGUAAUCUUUUAGGUCCAUUACCUAUGCAGCCCUUAUCAGCGAACGGCAGUCGUCGAUGCAGUUCAAGUCAACCAACCAAACAAGGGAAUUCAACUAGAAAGAGAUCCCAGUUCAUCCCAGCUGCUGACUCUAAGCACGACUGGAUUGGUCCCCCACAUAGGCUGUCAAACCUGCAGCCGAUAUUAUACCACAUCCAUGUGAAUGAGACUGAACUCAAGAGGCAGCUUAGAACCUUGAGGCAAGAGACGAAGGAUUGGAACCAUGCAUUCUAGACAAAUCAGAACAUCACUUUCAACAAGGAAAAAGAUACCUUCAUCCUCUCACAACUCAAGGAGAAUGUAUUGACUGAGAGAGAUGAGAAAGGAAGGAAAAGGCCUCUAAACAGUGAAAAAAUGGCAGUCUUACUAAAAACUGCCUGGAUGAAAACUGCAUAAGACAUGCCAAUUACAAUAAGGACUGGUACAGACGUAACUUCAAAAUCACCUUGCUUAUGGGCAGAAUGGCUUUCCACGACAUCUGGACAACGCUUGCAGAGAGAAGAGGCUGGAAGAAAGGAAGCCCUACCACAUGAUACUAAUUAAAUAUGGAUGCGUGAGAACAUGUCCACCAUGGUGUGUGUGAAGGAGGAGGAGGACCCUGGGGAGAAGCUGUCUCAGGAUGAGAUUAUCUCCAGGACCAAGCAGGUGAUCCAGGGCCUGGAGGCUCUGAAGCAGGAGCACAACUCUAUCUUGGAGGGCCUGCUGGGCACGCUGCGCUGCCUGAAGCAGGAAGACCAGGGUGUCCUGGUGGAGGAGAAGUCCCUCAUGAUCCGCAGGUCCCUGGAGAUGCUGGAGCUGGGCCUGAGCGAGGCACAGGUGAUGAUGGCGCUGUCGGGCCACCUGAGCUCUGUAGAGUCGGAGAAGCAGAAGCUGCGGGCACAGGUUCGCCGGUUGUGCCAGGAGAACCAGUGGCUGAGGGACGAGCUGGCUGGCACCCAGCAAAAGCUGCAGAAGAGUGAGCAGAGCGUGGCUCAGCUGGAGGAGGAGAAGAAACACCUGGAGUUCAUGAACCAGCUGAAGAAGUACGACGAGGACCUGUCGCCAUCGGAGAAGGACUCUGUCUCCAGUAAAGAGAAUCUGGAUGAUCUGUUCCCAGACGACCAGGAUGACCAACCUCCUGGCAUCCAGCAGCCCCACGGUAGUGCGGCAGCAGCUGCGGCCCAGCAGGGAGGCUAUGAGAUCCCGGCCCGCCUCAGGACCCUCCACAACCUGGUGAUUCAGUACGCCUCCCAGGGCCGCUAUGAGGUGGCCGUGCCCCUCUGCAAACAGGCCCUGGAGGACCUGGAGAAGACCUCCGGACACGACCACCCAGAUGUGGCCACCAUGCUCAACAUCCUGGCCCUGGUCUACAGGGACCAGAACAAAUACAAAGAGGCAGCCAACCUGCUGAACGACGCUCUGGCCAUCAGGGAGAAGACUCUGGGCAGGGACCAUCCAGCGGUGGCUGCUACACUCAACAACCUGGCUGUGCUCUACGGGAAACGGGGGAAGUACAAGGAGGCGGAACCCCUCUGCAAGCGGGCUCUGGAGAUCCGGGAGAAGGUUCUGGGUAAGGACCACCCAGACGUUGCCAAGCAGCUGAACAACCUGGCCCUGCUGUGUCAGAACCAGGGCAAGUACGAGGAGGUGGAGUACUACUACCAGCGGGCCCUGGAGAUCUACCAGACCAAACUGGGCCCUGACGACCCCAACGUGGCCAAGACCAAGAACAACUUGGCGUCCUGUUACCUGAAGCAGGGGAAGUUCAAGCAGGCUGAAACUCUGUACAAAGAGAUCCUUACCCGCGCACAUGAGAGGGAGUUUGGCUCUGUAGACGAUGAGAACAAACCCAUUUGGAUGCAUGCUGAGGAGAGAGAGGAACAGAGCAAGGGAAAGCAGCAGGAAGGCUCCCCAUUCGGAGAGUAUGGAGGCUGGUACAAAGCCUGUAAAGUAGACAGCCCCACAGUAACGACCACCCUGAAGAAUCUGGGCGCCCUCUACAGGCAGCAGGGUAAAUUUGAGGCGGCAGAGACACUGGAGGAGGCAGCCAUGCGCUCCAGAAAACAGGGUCUGGACACAGUGCACAAGCAGCGUGUGGCGGAUGUUCUGAGCGAGCCGGAGGCGCGGGAGAAGCAGCGGAGCCGUGAGAGUCUGACCUCCGACACCACGGUCAAGUACGAGAGCGGCCCGGACGGGGGCGAGGAAGUGAGUAUGAGCGUGGAGUGGAACGGGGACGGUUCUGGUUCUCUGAAGCGGAGCGGCUCCUUCAGUAAACUCCGUGCCUCUAUUCGCCGCAGCAGCGAGAAACUGGUCCGCAAGCUGAAGGGUGGCGGCUCACGGGAGAGCGAGCCCAAAAACCCUGGCAUGAAGCGAGCCAGCUCACUGGGUGUUCUAAACGUGACGGACAAUGCUGCCGGAGACCUCUACCAAGUAAGGAGCCCAACUGUCUCGCUCUCUCCCCCUAUUUCCAUCUUUCACAUCACCCAAUUUUUCCCCAUUGUUUUCUGGGUCUCUUCUCUCAUCCUCCCCUCUGUUUAUCUACCUCCCUCCUUUUUUUUACACACUACUCUCUGAGUCCUCACUUUAUGAAACUCAAAUUCCCAUUGGUCCUCAUGGUUGUGAUCUGUGGUUAAGUUGGCCCUUGCCUCUCUUCACCUGGGCAGUCAUCUCAGAAAUUGGUCACUAAUGAAAUGACGUGUGUGUGGUAACAUCACAGUGGUUCACAGAUUAACUAGUUCUACUUUCAAUGUUACUCCUGUUAUUAACGGACUUGUAUCAAUUGUUCACAAAGAUGAAUCUGAAUGGAUUGAUUUGAGAAUAUUCAUCACUGGACCAUGGGACCUUUCUACAUGGCGGUAUACUGGUUCUGCCAACCCACCAUAUGAUAAGGGUGUGACUCCAGAAUACUGUGCCGGUCUGUGCACCACUCAUCACUGUCACGGAACUCCAGAUUUUGACAUAUUGGUGUCACAUCUCAUUUAUAUUAUAUACCACAUUCCGCAAAAUACUCAACAGUGCCUUCAGAAAGUAUUCACGCCCCUUGACUUUUUCCACAUUUUGUGUGUUACA
This is a messenger RNA of Coregonus clupeaformis (lake whitefish), 3277 nucleotides long. RefSeq names its product kinesin light chain 1. The record is from RefSeq and is a predicted model, not a curated record. The transcript is spliced from 19 exons. Gene Ontology annotation, cellular component: membrane-bounded organelle; cytoplasm; kinesin complex. Bases 779 to 2782 code for a protein of 667 amino acids. Gene Ontology annotation, biological process: axo-dendritic transport. Gene Ontology annotation, molecular function: kinesin binding. NCBI's taxonomy places the organism in Eukaryota, Metazoa, Chordata, Actinopteri, Salmoniformes, Salmonidae.